AGAUCCCUGUUCUCCCUCCACUUCUUUUCUUCUGGCCGUAGCUUUGUCUUGGUAAUAUGGUUCUUGUUGUUGCUUCCAUUGAGCCUGCAUGAAAGUGAACGGACUAAAUUAGUGAGUAAAAACUUUUUGCUGUUUGUGAGGACUCCUGCUUGUCAAUCAGCCAUGAACUCCAGCCUUGUCAACUCUUUAGCCAAAGUCUAUGACCCAAACCCUCUUCAUGGUCAGAAGCCUGGUGGAAGAAAGCUCUCUCUCAAUGGAUCAGACAAGUCCCAAGCUUCCUCAUCACCUCCCUCCCAUCAUGACGCCGCCUUGCGCAGUGUAGAGAGCCGAAUGGACACCCUGAGCUCUCAGAUGGAGCGCCUGCUCAGCAUGCAGCAGACCGUCUUGACCCGGCUGGAUGGCUUGUCUCUGGACGUCAGAGGCAUGGGUCAGGAUCUGGCCUCUAUGCGCGAAGACGACCACGGGGGGAGACCAUGCAAGGAGCUGCAUAGGGCCAGCGAGCGGAUAGAUAGUCAGGGACGCAGGCUGGAUGGCGUGGAGAAGCUUGUUGAGGGCACCCAGCAGGUGAUCAGCUUCAUUGGGGAAGUGGUGAAGAGCUCAAGGCUGGUGGAACUGCUAUUUAAACAACCCGGGAACAAGAGUAACAAGAAGAAGGCGAAGGAUGACAAGGACAAAAACAAACUGAGCCUGAAGGGUUUGAAGACCCAGAAGAAGAGGAAACCUCAGGACACGUCAGAGACGUCCUCGCUGAAUGAGCCUGUGCUGCAGGAACAGGUGGAAAAGCUCAACAGGCAGAACACCGAGCAUUCCCAUGGAAAAGCAGAGGCUGACAAUCAGAGGGGGGAGGACAGGGGAAGACAGGAGCCAGCCAAGCUUAUCCUGGAUGGACCACACGCCUCUGACACCCAGUCAGAGGAGAGGAAGAAGACAACUAAGGGGAAAGAGGAGGCGGAGGAGGAGGAGGAGGGGGAUGUCUCUGAGGAGCCGGAGUCAGAUGAGGAGGGAAAAGCAAAAGAUGUUAGACCAGAACAAGCUGGAAAAGUGAAGGAUGAUGGGGAGAAAACACAUAAAGUAGAGGCAGAAGAGUCGUCAAAAUCAGAAGCAGUGGUCGGAGACAUCUGUAAGACCUCUCUACUACCACAGGAGAGCUCGGAGGAGGUCGGCGACGUGGCCACUUGCAGCAAACGCCGCGUCACAGAAGAAGACCUGGUGAAGGACGACCUGAAAAAAAGCAGAGUGGAAGACAGUAAGGCGGAAAAUGCUGACGGACAGGUGGCGGUGGUGGAGGGGGGCGAGCCGCAGGCCUCCAAGUCUGACGAAGUAAGGACAGAGGUCGGAGAGGAGGGGAAGGAGGGCGAGUCGGCAGCGAAGGAAUUUGUUAUUGACUUAAGCCCUCCGCCGUUAGCACCUUUCGACCACCGCAUUGUGACUCCCAAACCCCAUCAGAUAGCCACCUACUACACCAUCAACAGAGAUGAGGUCCUGGGCGGGGGACGUUUUGGGCAAGUCCACAAGUGCAUGGAGAACUCGUCUGGGUUGAUGUUGGCUGCCAAAAUCAUCAAAGCCAGGAGCCAGAAAGAGAAGGAGGUGGUGAGGAACGAGAUCCAGGUGAUGAACCAGCUGAACCAUGCCAACCUCAUCCAGCUGUACGCCGCCUUCGAGUCGCGCCAUGACAUCAUCCUGGUCAUGGAAUACGUGGAAGGAGGGGAGCUGUUCGACCGCAUCAUUGACGAGAACUACAACCUGACAGAGCUGGACACGGUGCUGUUCAUACGCCAGAUCUGUGAAGGGCUGCAGUACAUGCAUAAGAUGUACAUCCUGCAUCUUGACCUCAAGCCAGAGAACAUUCUUUGUGUCAGCAGAGCUACUAACAAGAUUAAAAUCAUUGACUUUGGCCUGGCCAGGAGGUAUAAACCCAGAGAAAAACUGAGGGUCAACUUUGGAACGCCUGAAUUUUUGGCCCCUGAAGUCAUCAACUAUGAGUUUGUUUCAUUCCCCACAGACAUGUGGAGCCUCGGCGUCAUCACUUACAUGCUGCUCAGUGGCUUGUCUCCGUUUCUGGGGGAUGACGACAACGAGACGCUGAACAACAUCCUGGCCUGUCAGUGGAACUUUGAGGAGGAGGAGUUUACAGACAUCUCCGACGAGGCCAAAGACUUCAUCACCCGUCUGCUGGUGAAGAGCAAAAGCUGGAGGAUGAGCGCAACAGAGUCCCUCAGGCACCCCUGGCUGUCAGACAGGAGUCUGCACUAUCGACUAGAUCAGAAGAAAAACAAGUGCCACUCCACACAUGCUCCUUCUCCAGAGAGCUAGAAAGAAACACUGUGAGGCCCUCAGCAUGCCUUUUGACAAUGUAGGGCCCCGGAGCCCAACACUGGACCAAUGCUGCUGUACCUGUAUGGCUGACCUGGAUGACUACUCUCCGCUUCGCAUCCUCAUGUCAGCUUAGCUCCACAGCUUGUAGUCGUCAUCUGAAUAGUUAGUCAAUAGAGACGUAAACGCUGCCUUCUGCUUGCAUGCUGCAGAGCACAGACCUCCAGACUGAACCAGUGAGGACUGUCUAAGCUCUACGGCGGCGUGUAAUUACUGUAGCUGCAACAGAACCGCCUGUGUCACGAAACCAAAAACGUCAGAGACUAAAAGCUUGAAUUACUUGUCACUUCUACAACUUCCACGCGUAUCGCUGAAACAGUAACGAAACACUGAAAAUCAGCGGUUUAUCGUCAGACCGACAGUUUAUUCUCCCUCUGCCAGUGAUCAGUUCGUCAUGUUGUCCUGGUUUGUUGCAUGCUUUGCACUUUUUUUUUCGGGCCUAUCUCUUCAAGAUUUAGCAAACAACUUUAAACAAAGUAUAGACUGAAUGCUAUUAUUUAAAUACUAUAUUUUUGUGAAUACAGAUUUUCUUUCUUUCUUUCUUUCUUUCUUUCUUUUAAUUUAAGUCUUAUAAAAAAAAUGUUAUUCUGUCUUUAACAUAAAGUAAAAAAACAAAAAGAUACUUGCAGAGCUUGGUUGAUUUCACACCACGUUAAUUUAUUUUGUAUAUAACACAACACUACAUCCACUCAUUCCCCUGAAAGUCUGAAUACUUCUCUGUUGGAGCCACACUCAGAUCACAUCUCUGUAGACUGGACUUCCUUCUGUACGCGUUCAUGCCAUUAGCUCGCCUUUGCUUCGGCAGUUUGGAGUAGCCCUCUCACCUUCCAUGAAGGCAUAACGGACAACAGAAUACUACCUAUGAAUAAUUCAUGUUUAUGACUGAAGUGAAUUCUUCAUUUUCGUUCAUUUAUUUACUGUACUUGAAGUGCAAAGCUUUUUAUUCAAGAUUAUUUUCAGGGGAGACUUCACUUGUGCACAUUCUGUGUAAACGCACAGUUCAGCUUGAUGAAGAGCCAACAGCAGAGCAGGGAAGACAUCAGUCAGUGCUUUAUUGUCCCAGAUGGGAACCUGGAGGAAUAUCCGUCACUCAGUUGCUCGGCCGCUCCAUUUGGAAACGGAAAAGCUUUGUCAUUUUGGAUACUUGUUUAUUUGAAUUCAUGAUAAUGUUUUUCAAGUUUUCUUGUGUAAUGAUGAGUCAUGAAUAAAUGUAGAAUAAAAAUAAGCCAAAAAAAAAAAUUCUAUAUAUAUAAAAAUAAAGCA
Molecule: messenger RNA, 3636 nt
Organism: Larimichthys crocea (large yellow croaker)
Lineage: Eukaryota; Metazoa; Chordata; Actinopteri; Sciaenidae
Gene: mylk4b
Product: myosin light chain kinase family, member 4b
Exons: 13
Coding region: 163-2313 (716 amino acids)
Biological process (GO): protein phosphorylation
Molecular function (GO): protein kinase activity; ATP binding
Source: RefSeq, a predicted model, not a curated record